Messenger RNA from Talaromyces rugulosus, 5847 nucleotides. RefSeq lists its product as uncharacterized. Lineage: Eukaryota; Fungi; Ascomycota; Eurotiomycetes; Eurotiales; Trichocomaceae. Bases 1 to 5847 code for a protein of 1948 amino acids. The transcript has 2 exons. Gene Ontology annotation, molecular function: RNA-DNA hybrid ribonuclease activity; nucleic acid binding. The record is from RefSeq and is a predicted model, not a curated record.
AUGGCCCCUGGACUCCCCAAUAUCGACAACCACCCCCUAGACCCAGGGGGGCAGGCGCUAGGUCUGGUGAACCCCGUAGGGGCCUAUAUAGGCACCCCAGCGGGGACAGCACCACCAGCGCCCCCCGAGGCAAGUGCAACAGUCCCUCAGAGCGAGGGCUUCUUGCCUAGCCUGGAAAUCAACCCUAGGGAGUUGUUUUCCCCCCUAAGCAGCGUGCCAGGCUCCCAGGAAGCACCUAAAACUCUAGGGAAGAGACUACAGGAACACAGCCCUGACGGGGCAGAAAGAGCCCCCAUGAAGGCCCUAAUCGGCCCAGCCUACAAGGACAUGGAACAGGCCUUAUUAGGCCACUUUGCAAGCAGCAAUAGCGCGCUGCACGCGGAGAUGGCCGCUAUGAAGGCCUAUAUGACCUCUCUGGUAGAGGCUAUGGAGCAGCGCCUCACAGGCCAAUUGGGCGCUCUGGAGCGCCGUUUCUCAACCCUAGAAGCUCAACAGGCCUCCCCGAACGCCCCAAACCACCCCCUAAAGCCCCUAUCGUCAGGGGGCGACCGCCAGGGCCCACGACAGCCUCUGCCAUCCCAGGGGACGACGUUUGCAGAGGUCGCCCAUGGCCCCCAAGCUAACCCGAAUAGGGCCGCUAAGCCCAUAGAGCCACGCAGAGCCUCACCCCCGAUAUCAAAACCACCCCCUGGGGUGAAGCCCGCAGCAGGCCCCCAGUGGGCCGAUAUAGCGGCCAGCAAUGCCCAGGAGUGGCAAAUCGUUACAAAAAAACGGGCUUACUCCCCGAACCAGCCCCCAAAAGUCCAAAUAGACCCAGGGAGCCUGAAGCCUAUUCGCGGAAGCAACAAGGGAGACCGCAGGCUUAUAUUUAGGCGUGAAAAUGGCCGCACCGCCCCUAGAAAGUCUAAAGCCGAUGUCAUCUUGCAGCUUAACCGCUGCCUAGCCCAGGCAGGCUUCCCGAACUUCGCCAGGGUAAUAGACGCCAAUUACACCGAAUCAGGGGCUAUCUCAGCCCUAUUGGACCAAGGAAGCACCGUAGGCUCGCUAUUACCAGCCUAUAAGGACCUAUUGGUGGCUGCCUGCCACCGGGUCGACCCCGCAGUCAUCUCAGUGGAAGCAGACCAACAGUGGCACAAGAUUAAGGUGCAUGCGGUGCCGGUAGCCCGCUAUAGCGCCUCAGGGCUAGGCCUAGCCAGGGAAGAAAUUGAAUUAGGGGGCACAUGCACCCUAAUGAGAAACCCUACCUGGAUCAAGCCGAUAGCGGCUAUCCAGACUAAUAAGCAGCGUUUCUCUACUAUCGUUAUAACAGUAGGAGGCCUAGAUGACGCCCGCAGGCUACUCGCCCGGGGCGUACGCUUCGGGGGCAACAGGCACCCUACCAGCCCCUAUCACGAAGUGGGUAAAGACACCGUUUGCACCCGAUGCUGCGGCAUUGGCCACCGAACUUAUAGAGGCUGCGGCACCCGACCACCACUCUGCACCGUGUGUGCUGGCGCCCAUGAAGCCCAAGAGCACACCUGCAACGUGCUAGACUGCAGGGCCCAAACAGGCCACCCAUGCCUGCAUGCACCCACUAAAUGCGGCAACUGUGGGGGGAAGCACCAGGCUGAUUCCCCGGGGUGCCCCAAGCUUCGGGAGGCCCGCCGGCGACUCCAUAAGCGCUUCCCUGGCGUAGAGGUCGUUAUGCCCCCUCCCCCCCCUGAAUGGACCGAAUGGGAAGGCGUUGCUGAGGAGGCUUCUCCCCCAACCACUACCCAGGACGCCCCCCAAGCCCCAAAGCUUAGGGAGGUCGAUGACGCUAUGGAAGAUGCCCCAGGGACAUCACCCCUACCGUACUCAUCCCCGUGGGCUCUAGAAGCGGGGAUAGAGCGGCAAAUAGGCAUUAUAUGCCUGCAAGAGCCUUAUAUUGCCUAUGACUUCUCCCACCCAGGCUAUCUGCUGUACUGGCCAGGGGGGGAGAAGCGGGAUCAACGGGUGCUUAUGGCCAUCCGUAAAGACCUUAUAGGGGCGGUUAGGGUCGAGAACCGCACUGAUUUAGUAGACCACCCCUAUUUACAGGCCCUGGACAUAUGGGAAGCACCAAUAAUUAGCGGGCAUGCCCCCCGACGCACUAGAAUAGUCAACUGCUAUGAUGUGUGGAUUGGGGCCAGUUACCGGUGGCAAGGGGCCUUCCCUAGACGACGCCGGGCCAUCGAGGACGCAGACUGGGACCUGCUUAUAGUGGGUAGGUGCCUAUUAGUGGGUGAUUUCAACGCCCAUAGCCCUUCGUGGAACCCACUGGCCAAGGGCCGGGUUAACGCUGAGCCCUUGGAACAGCUUAUAGAGCGGCACUCACUAUAUGUUAAUAACCCACUGGGGGAGGCCACACGCUAUAAGAAGACCGAGGGGGUGUCAAUUAUUGAUUUAGCGUUAUCCUCGCCAACCCUAGGGCCUCUGCAAGCCUGGGAGGUGGAUAAGGAUAAGCCUACAACAUCUGACCAUGAGCUUAUCGUCCUAGCCUGGGAAGCCCUAGAACCCCCCCCAGGAGGAAUCUCCGGGGAGAUUACUGGGUGGCAGAUAGAAGCUCUGCAGGUAAACGAGGAAGCCCUAAAGCUGGCCACAGCAGCUUGGGCCUCAGAGGCUGUAGGCCACCCCCCUCUUAGUGAUCAAUGCACCGAGGAAGACCUUGCUAGAGAGGCCAAUUGGGUGCAGGACACCCUAACCAGCGUACUCGAUAGGCAUGCCAAAGCAGUACGGCUUUGUGCACGCUCUAAGCGGUGGUGGAAGCCAGAGCUGCGGCAAGCCCGGAGCUUAUGGGCUGCAGCCCGCAAGCGGUGGCAGGCCCAUGCCUGUACCGACACCGAAUUCAAGGCUGCAAGAACCGCUUAUUACCAUGAAAUAAAGGCGGCUAAAAGGACCUGCUGGGAGGUCUUCCUUGCUGAGGGAGGCCCUGGGGGGAAGGAAGAGUGGAAAAAAGGUUCGAACCCCACUGGGAACCCUUUUCCCAAAGGCCCUAGGGAUGGCCUGGAAAAGCCUUCUCCAGGAGAUCCUAAUAGGUGUUGGAUAGCCCUACAGUACACUAAGCCACGGACUAAUCCCACCACCCCAGCACUCCAAGGCCCGGAUCUAGAGGCUCCCCCUGCCACUACCAUGGCCGAUAAAGAAGCUCUAAUCAGGGAAACGGCAUUUCCUAACGCCCCCCGUAGCUCCCCUCCUGGGGAGCUGCCAGGUGGACAGGCCCACAUGCUUAUAACGCCAGAGCGGGUGCAUCAGGCCCUAUUCAGCCAGAGCAUCAAGAAAGCUCCGGGGGCCGACAGGCUCAAUUUUAAAGCAUGCCGGCUACUCUGGGCACUAGACUCGCCCCGAAUCAUAGGGAUGGCUAGGCAGUGCUUUCGGCUUGGGGUGCACCCAGGGGCCUGGAAGACCGCUAAAGGCAUCCUACUUCGGAAGCCAGGGAAGCCCGAUUACACCCAGGUGAAGGCCUGGAGGAUGAUAAGCUUGCUUAGCUGCCUGGGCAAGGUUGUUGAGAAGCUGGCUGCAGGCCUUAUAGCGGACUGGUGUGAGGCCCAGGGGGCUUUACACCCUGGACAAAUGGGGUGCAGGCGGGGCCGUGGGGCUAUUGACGCGGUGGCCUGCCUCGUGCAAACAGUGCACGAGGGAUGGACUCAAAAGCUUCUCACAGGCACUAUCUUUAUUGACGUUAUGGGGGCCUUCGACCAUGUUGACCCCUAUAAGCUUAGUGAGGCUAUGGAAGCUGCAGGCCUGGAUAAUGACCUUAUAAGGUGGACCUUAUCCUUCCUUACAAAUAGAAGGGUCAGCCUCGUAAUUGACGGUUAUAAAGCCCCUGAACAGCCUAUUGACUCAGGGCUGCCCCAGGGCUCACCGGUCUCCCCAAUCCUCUUUCUUAUCUAUAUCCGGGGUGUGUUUCAGGCUAUGGAACAGCAGGUGCCAGGAAUCAAGGCCCUGUCCUAUGCCGAUGACAUAGGCCUGGUAGCCCAGGGAAGCUCGGUCUCUGAGAUCUGCAGGCAGCUAGAAGCAGCGGCAAAAGCUGCUAUUGAGUGGGGACUGGCAGAUAGCGUCAAAUUCGACCCUAAAAAGACAGAGGCCAUCCUAUUCUCUAGGGCCACCAGCAGGGAACAUAAAAAUCAGGUCCAGGAAGCUAGGGUGCAGGUAGGAGACGCUUUAGUGGCAUUCUCCCCAACAGCCAUCCGGUGGUUAGGGGUCUUACUAGAUCCAAAGCUUACCCUCAAAGCCCACUAUAAGUACCGCCUGCAAAAAGGUCAAAAUACUGAAAGACGAGUGCGGGCACUGUGCAAGGCCCAGGGGCUCCCCCCAGGCCUGGCAUGGCGAAUCCAAAAGGCCACCGCGCAGUCAGUGGCGCUUUAUGGGGCCGAGCUUUGGUGGCAUGGGCAAAAGAACUGCCUAGAAGGACUGCAGGGCCUAAUUAAUAACCAGGCCCGGGCAGUCACAGGCAUGCUGAAGUCCACCCCAUUAGGACCGCUUAUAAGGGAGGCAGCUCUGGAACCAGCAGAGGCCCUAUUAGAUAGUAAACAGCGGCGGUAUGCCCUGAGACUCCUAGGACUUCCCCAGGGGCAUCCAGCAGCAGAAAUACUCCCCAUAACGCUUAGGGAGGGAGACGCCCAUGCACAGCCUGGAGAGCAGCCGCUAGAAGACCGAGCUUGGGCAACACCAACCCGCCGAGGCCCCUGGAAGCUGGGCAUGGGCCUGGCCCGCAGGCUACGAGAGGCCUUGACCGCCGACCCCUCCCAGGGCUUUGAGCGUACAAUAGAGCCUGGUAAUAGGUCUAUACCACUAGAUUUCAGGAUAGACUCCCCUGAAACCGCUAUGCAAUUAGCCUCAGACCCCCUAAGUGGGAUAGGGAACACUGACCUUUACUCAGACGGUUCCAGGUUAGACGAUCAGCGCGUAGGCGCUGCGGUAGCUUAUAAGCCACUUAUUGGCCCCUGGAGGUCGCGCCUAGCUCCCCUGGGCGCAGGCUUCGAAGUCUUUGAUGCAGAACUAAUAGGAGUAGUCGAAGCCCUAGAGUGGGCGCUGGCAGAGAAUCUUAGAGGGCCAAUUAGGGUGUUUCUCGAUGCUCAAGCCGCUAUAGGCAGGCUUCAGCAUACCCAGCCAGGCCCUGGCCAAGCCCUGGCGCUGCGGGCACAUGAUCUAGCCAAGGAACUGCAGGCCACCGGCCGCAGGGUUACUAUAUGCUGGGUGCCAGGCCAUAAGGGGGUCCCAGGCAACGAAGAGGCCGAUAAAGCCGCCAAGAAAGCUGCGGGGAAGCCCCGAACAGGCAAAUACUCGGGCAUCUCACUGGCACAUGCUCAACGGGCCUGUACCGAAGCUUAUAGAGCUGCCAGGGCCAACUGGCUUGCUGCAAAGCUUGCAAAGCGUGCCCAGCGGGCAAGCCAGGCCUACUAUCCCCCCCGGGGAUGGAAGCUUGACCCAAUGUUGGCGAACACCCCCAAGCACCUAGCGCGGCGAUAUUACCAGUUCAAGACUGGCCACGCACCAAUUGGGGCCUAUUUGCACCGAAUUAAGGCCCGAGACUUCCCUAAUUGCUUGGGGUGCUCUAGGGGGACUGAGACGGUAAGACACCUUCUUACAAACUGUCGACAGUGGUGCCACCAGCGGGAAAAACUAUAUGCCGGCUUGGCCGAAGCGGGGGUAAAGGCCCUGCAGGAUAGCGAGCAGUGCCCCGAAGCACGCCUAUUCCAGGACCCAAAGGCCACUACAGCGCUGCUGGCGUUUAUAGGGGCCAUUAGGGAGCGAGAGGAUAACCAACAGGCCUGGGAGCAGGCCUAUAAGACUGAUAAUUGGGGCAUUGAGGCCCUGGAUGAGGGAGAGCGAGAGGGGGAAGGAUAG